Molecule: messenger RNA, 329 nt
Organism: Funneliformis geosporum
Lineage: Eukaryota; Fungi; Glomeromycota; Glomeromycetes; Glomerales; Glomeraceae
Source: the annotation of a GenBank genome assembly
AUGGAAAUUUUUAAAGGAAUUUCUGAAGAAACUUUUGAAGAAAUUCAAGAACAAGAAGAAUCAACUCCUGAAAUUGUAUCUGUAUUAAAAAAAUCUAAAGGUCGUCCAUCUCGCAAAAAAAAUAAUCUUGGGCGGGUUUUGUCAUCGGGAUUCUUUCUUGUAAGUCUUUGGGCGGGUUUUCUCUUCGGAUCUUUGAGUGAGUUUUGCUUUGGGAUUUUUUCGUGUAAGUGGCUGCUUUGGAUAAGUGGAUUUUGUUUUCAAGUCUUUAGGCGGGCUUUCUUUUUGGGUAAAUUUCCAGUUUAUCAGUUUGUAUCACGUAGUGAUUUUUG